CACAAACCCUAAAAUUGUCCCUUCAGUUCCCACUUGGUACUCAUACCCGAGAAUCUGAAAGAAGAAAAUCCAAUGGCUCCUUUGGAAAGUCCAGCAACCGCUUCUUCAAGCGAAGUUGAGAGUUCUUCUGAAGAGAUCUUUAAGUCUUCUUCUGAAGAAAGCAAACCCAAAGAUCCUGUCACAGUUCCUUCCUCUAAAACCCUAAAAUCUCCUUCCGCCGCUGUGAAUUCUAAGACAGAUUCUUCUGAUGACUCAGAGAAGCAGUCAUUCGUCUUAACCAGGCGGAAGAAGAAAGAAGGUGCUGCUGAAUCACCGGCGGUGAAGUCAGGGAAGAAGCGAGCUGGUGAAGGAAGCACCUCAAGGGACAUGCAUGUCAAAAGAGUUAAGAAAGAGGACGAUAACAAAAAGGCGAAUCCUCAGAGAGUAUGGAGUGAAGAAGAUGAGAUCUCUCUUCUACAGGCAGUGAUUGAUUUCAAAGCUGAGACAGGUACAAGUCCUUGGGAUCAUAAGAAUGCGUUUUUUGAUAUCGCCAAGAAAUCUAUAAGCUUUGAUGUUAGUCAUGUCCAGUUCUUUGACAAGAUUAGAAGAUUAAAGAAUAAGUAUUUUGUUAACCGGAAGAACAAAAGUGGUGAAUCGAAUCAUGAUAAGAAAUGUUUGGGUUUGGCUGUUUUGAUUUGGGGAUCUGAUGGUAUGAACGUUGAAUCUCCUGUGAAGAAAGAUGAAUCUAUUCUUGUUAAGGGUAAGGCUAAUAGCAAGGAGAAGAAGGUGGAGAAACCUUUGGUUAUAGAAGAUGAGCAAGUGAUUCUUGGAGCAGAUUCGGAGUGGUUUGAGGAGUCUUUUCUUGUUCCGGUUAUCGCGAAUCUCGGUUUGGAUGAGUAUUCUGUGAAGAAGAAGUGGAGCAAGGUGUCUCUGGAGACUAAGAAGAAGAUUCAAGAGAAGAUGAAGGUUGUGGACGCUAAGAAAUGUGAGUUGUUGUUGGCGGAGAUGGAUGUUUUGAAGGAUGUGACUUCGGUGCUUGCUCAAACCAACUAAGAAGAAGAAGAAGAAGAAGCUAUCUUAGGGAUUGUAUAGGGUUAAUCUAAGGAUGUAAUGCCCUCUUUUGUUAUCUAUCUUAGGGUUUAUCUUUCUAUCUACGUUUAUGGAUUUUUAGUCUUUUGGAUUCUCGUGUGAGAAUUAGCUAUAACAAGAUUAAGAUAAGUUGUCUAACAAACCUUUUGGUCGAUGGUUGUAAUGAACUUUUAGGAUUUUGUAAAUGUGCUUCUUUUUUUAAUGUCUCUC
Arabidopsis thaliana (thale cress) is the source of this 1278-nucleotide messenger RNA. RefSeq names its product DNA-binding storekeeper protein-related transcriptional regulator. The record is from RefSeq and is marked reviewed. Lineage: Eukaryota; Viridiplantae; Streptophyta; Magnoliopsida; Brassicales; Brassicaceae. Gene Ontology annotation, cellular component: nucleus. Bases 73 to 1032 code for a protein of 319 amino acids. The transcript has a single exon. Gene Ontology annotation, biological process: regulation of DNA-templated transcription; regulation of gene expression.